AACUUGUUUUUUUUAUUUAUUAAAAAGAGCACACAAGUUGAAUUUAAGGAUUAUAAAUUAAUAAACACCCAUCUUAUUACGUGAGUAACUGCAGGAAAACCAGGUUGUUUACCCCUAGAAUUGUUAAUCAAAGUGAAGAAUCCAUCGCAUUUUUCAGGUUAUCCCUUUAUCUUAGGACCGUUAUUGUUCUUUUAGGGCGCGUAAUAUGUCCAAGGAAAGCAAGCUUUUAAAUUCAUUAUCACGCGCGUUUCCCGAUGAUCGACCUAUCACUGCGUUACAAAUUAUUGAAUCUUUGGAUAAGUGUCCAAACGGAUUUUACCCCGUACAUAGGACUUACGACCAAGACCAAGACGCCGAUUUGUGGAGAGAAGGGUCGUUUAUAAGAAAAAAAACGCGAUACUUGUGUAUUUCAAAAACUGAGGGUUCUCAUAACUUAGUCUUAAAAGACUUGGUUGUUAUAAACGAGAAAUCAAUUCCAACGGAAGGUUUUAGUUUGAUUUCUCGUACAGCUGAUUCUGAACAAAGAGCUUGGCGAAAAAAGCAGAUAACCUAUAAAUUAGCGAAUAAACGGUUUACUCAACAAGCCGUAACCGAUAUAAUUGUUUGUAGCCGAUUAAAAAAAGCACCGGACGGAUUUUCAUUUGCAGGUGAAAUUAACGGGGUGAUUGUUUGUUAUAAAAUGGGGAACGUUCAAGAUGCCGAACGUAACUUGAGUGAAGUAACCCCUGCUAUUGGACCUCCCCCCGCACGACCGCCGCGACAUCAUCAACCGGGGAUUUACCCAUCAAUAGCUCAAAACAACGAUGGAGAUCAUGAUUAUGAAAUUUUAAAUCCACCAGGUUAUGUUCCAACAAGACCUGCACCUCAACCACCACCAGUUACUUCAGGUAAUGGGGGGACGAGUAGUUUUCAUGCCUUAGAUGGUGUUCCAUUUGUGCUCAAUUCAAAACUAAUGGGAACGGGAAAUAAUAAUCAAGUUCAAAUUCCGAUUAUUAAAGCUCGGACCAUGCAACAAUUAUUGAGAGAUUAUGAUUAUCCUUUUACGGUUGAACGACAAACUUAAUGACUGAAGAAGACAAUUUAUUAAUUAAUUAAUGCCAUUUUGUUUUGUGUUUAUUAUUUUUCUAUAAAACAUAUUUACCAUUUAAUAUUUAAUGUUUAACAUCACACCAUAUAUUUUUAUUAUUAGUAACUAUUAUGUAUUUUUUCUUUUGAUAAGUGUCCGUAUUUUUGAUUCUAUGUUUAUCGCAAAUAAUUAUGAGUACGCCAAUUAUAUUUUUUUUAGUUUAGUGCCAACAUAUAAAAUAUGAUACUCUAUGUGAUCUGUUUAUUAAAUAAAACCCCACAAAAAAAUGAUUAUUUAAAAAUGA
Molecule: messenger RNA, 1370 nt
Organism: Onthophagus taurus
Lineage: Eukaryota; Metazoa; Arthropoda; Insecta; Coleoptera; Scarabaeidae
Gene: Mvb12
Product: multivesicular body subunit 12-like Mvb12
Biological process (GO): endosome to lysosome transport via multivesicular body sorting pathway; regulation of epidermal growth factor receptor signaling pathway; viral budding
Cellular component (GO): ESCRT I complex; cytosol
Source: RefSeq, a predicted model, not a curated record